Molecule: messenger RNA, 728 nt
Organism: Cucurbita pepo subsp. pepo (vegetable marrow)
Lineage: Eukaryota; Viridiplantae; Streptophyta; Magnoliopsida; Cucurbitales; Cucurbitaceae
Product: protein yippee-like At5g53940
Source: RefSeq, a predicted model, not a curated record
GAAGGGGAAGAAAGGAAGAACCGGUAAUUACCGGUUCCCGUAGCUGGAAGGAAACGGCUACUGGCAUCUCGCAAACCGACCAGGCAUGACAGAGUUUUCAAGUUCGUUAUUCUGAUUUUGUCUGGAGGAGAGGGGGAUGAAUAUUUGCGUAUGAGUUUGGUGAGAGCUUAGGUCUUCAAUUUGGGAUUCUUCUAGGGUUUUUAAUGGGUAGGGUUUUUCUGGUUGAAUUGGAAGGCAGGUCUUACCGAUGCCGCUUCUGUAAUAACAAUGUUGCUCUUGCCGAUGACGUCCUUUCUCGGACUUUCAAUUGCAGCCAAGGGAGGGCAUAUCUUUUCAGCAAUGUAGUGAAUAUAACAUCUGGUCCCAAGGAGGAGAGGUUGAUGCUUUCUGGUAUGCACACUGUGGAAGAUAUCUUUUGUUGCUGUUGCGGACAAAUUCUUGGAUGGAAAUAUGUAACUACACAUGACAAAUACCAAAAGUACAAGGAGGGGAAGUUUGUUCUUGAGAGAUGGAGAAUAGUUGAGGAGAUGAUGGAAGACUUAAAUGGAGAUGCUCAUCCUGGUUCAAGCGAUAUGGAAAAUCCUUAGUGAGUUUCUGCCAAAUUCUCUCAGAAUAAGGAAACUCUAGCGUACAUGUCCAAGUGUUGUAUGUAGAAAUAAUUCUAGAGUCUGUAAACUACUAUUAAACUGCAUGACCAUAAUCUAUAAUAUCAUAAGCUUUUUAUCGAA